AGUCGUGGUUAGUGUUGUAUCCUCAGCAGGGAAUAGACACAGCUUUCCAUCCGACAGCAAAACGGACCUGUUCACACGAUGGCCACCGCAACACUUCAGACAUUCAACGUCUUUCUGACGGAGAAAUUAACCGCUGCCGCCUUAGACAUCUACGGCUUUGUUGAAAAGACAAUAACGGACUACCAGGAGGAAGUGUACCGGACAAAGCUGGAGAACCAGAGGCUGCAGCGACUGCUGGAUCUGGUCUACAAGCCGGAUAUACGACUGCACAGAGCAGAUGCCAAAUUGCCAAUUGGGCCUUCAUCAUUGGAGGAGAGUGACCCUUCACAGCAGGAGUGGAGCCCAAGUGUGGACCAGGAUGAGCCAGGGCCCUCUCAUGUUAAAGAGGAGCAGGAGGUGCAGAGGGAGGAGCUGUGGAUCAAUGGGUUUGGGGAUCAGCCAUCAGCAGAGGACAGCGACGAUGGGGACGCUUUAACGAAAGAGCUCAUCAAAACAGUGCAGCAGCUGGAGGACUGCAGAGCAGCUGAGGAGAGCAGAGAGCAACAGCAAACGACUGAAGAGGAUCCAGAGCAUUCUGAGGAGAAGACGAGCACCACACUGUACCGCUGCCACGUUUGCAACUUCAUAUUUACCAAAAAGAACGUGCUCACAUGGCACCUCAAGACCCACGAAAGCAAGUCAAACGACAGCAAGGGCAACUUUGACUGCCACAUAUGUGGCAAGCACAUUCCCUGCCAGAGCAACCUGCAGAACCACAUGAGAGUGCACACGGGAGAGAGACCCUACAGCUGCCACUUCUGCGGCAAGAGUUUCAAACUGAAAGGCCACAUGACGGAACAUAUACGGACUCACACGGGCGAGAAGCCGUUCAGCUGCCACAUCUGCGGCAAGUCCUUCAACAGAGGCUCCACGCUGAGGAAACACGUUUUAGCCAAACACAAAGAGGAGAGACCGUACAAAUGUGAGGACUGUGACGAGUUAUUCACAGAGAGGCUCCUGAUGAAGACGCACAUGCGAAAGGUUCACGGCGUCAAAUUGUCCACAAGUCAGAGUGUGGCCUGAGAGAAUUGGACAUUCAUGAGCCACUUUGCGUCUAGUCUAAAACCUGAGCAGAGAAUAGGGCUCGGAGCUUGUAUCAGUGUUCUAAUGCCAUCUUUUUAUUUCAAUUCCUAUGAAACCAGACUUCAAGUGUCUUCUCAAACCACUUUAUAUUAGUAAAAUACAGUCUAAAAGUGUUGUUUAAUGAAAACAUUAUUCUAUUACUGUCAUUUAUUGUAAAUACUGUAUAUAAAUACUAUAUUUAUGUGAUUCAGAGAAGAAUGAUACUACUUGUUUUUGCUUAAAGAAUGUAAUGAGAAGUGAGGGGCUUAACAUGGAGGCAGCAAGCAAACCUGAUGGUUAGUGUGGAGAGCACAAAAACAUGAAAGAAGCUCUCUAGAGUCCAUCCUAAGCUUCUAUAGAAACAUGGUGAACAAUAGACUUACAUAUAAUAACAUAGUGCAAUGUGAUUAUUUGCUUCGGAGGUACUCAUACGAGAACGCGAUACGAAAUCAUUUACGUUUUAAAUGCACAGACAUGACGAGAUUGGGACUAAAUAGAUUUCCAUGCGAAGCACCUAAGGUUAAUUUUGGUGGUGAGGUUAAAUUAGCAGCCCUUGCAGAGACUCCCACAUGUACAAUCAGUUAAGUAUUAAGUCAUGUGACUCUUUGUUUGCUGUGUGACUUAAAGAUCACUAGUUUAAAAAGACUGUAUAAAUGUCCAGUCAGUUCAGUCAUCUAUAUAUCUGUAUAUAUAUAUAUAUUUAUAUAUA
Messenger RNA from Solea senegalensis (Senegalese sole), 1810 nucleotides. Its product is annotated as zinc finger protein 2 homolog. NCBI's taxonomy places the organism in Eukaryota, Metazoa, Chordata, Actinopteri, Pleuronectiformes, Soleidae. Gene Ontology annotation, biological process: regulation of transcription by RNA polymerase II. Gene Ontology annotation, molecular function: DNA-binding transcription factor activity; RNA polymerase II cis-regulatory region sequence-specific DNA binding. The transcript has 2 exons. The record is from RefSeq and is a predicted model, not a curated record. The coding region runs from base 79 to 1062 and encodes 327 amino acids.